Messenger RNA from Aricia agestis (brown argus), 1308 nucleotides. It is a transcript of the gene RabX6, whose product is annotated as ras-related protein Rab-30. The transcript has 3 exons. The record is from RefSeq and is a predicted model, not a curated record. The coding region runs from base 181 to 804 and encodes 207 amino acids. Gene Ontology annotation, molecular function: GTP binding; GTPase activity. Lineage: Eukaryota; Metazoa; Arthropoda; Insecta; Lepidoptera; Lycaenidae.
CGAUUUGCAUGCAAAUCUGUAUCCUGUACGAAAAUAUUUUAAAAGAUAAUUAAUAAUUUCAUUUCCCUUUAUUUUAGAGAAGAAACGAUAUUUAUACAUCGGUGAAACAAAAAUAAUUUCGAAUAUAAAAUGAUAAAAGUGUAACUUAAUUACAAAUAAGACCAAAAAGCUACCGAAACCAUGGCAGUGGUUAAAACACCUGUGCUGAAAGUUAUUUUAUGCGGCGAAUAUGGUGUGGGAAAAAGUUCUAUAUUCCGAAGAUUCAUCAACAAUACCUUUAUGCCUAACGCCGACCGAAAAUCCACCUUAGGCCUCGAUCAUUUUGAAAAAAUUUAUCGUGUUGGUGACAAAGAAGUCAAGUUGCAGCUAUGGGACACUGGUGGCAUGGAACGGAUCGCAUCAGUCACCUCCAGUUACUAUAAAUUUGCUGAAGCUGCAAUUUUAGUGUUUUCUUUGGAUAAUUCGUCAUCAUUCCACGUAUUAAGCCAGCAUCUUCUGGACAUUGUCACAUAUGCUGAGAAUGCUAAAAUAUUUCUCUGUGGAAAUAAGUCAGAUUUGGAAGGAUCAUGUCCUCAAGUAACAGAUUCGGACAUAGAAGCUUUCUGUGAACAAUGUCACAAUCUCAUAAGCUGUACAUACAGAACUUCUUGCAAAAGUGGGAAAGGACUGGAGGAGAUGUUUUCCGAUAUAGCUCUCCAGUUAGUAGAGUCCAAUCGAUCCAGGAUUGAAUUGCAGACUUUGGAUCACAACAGCUUUAAAAUCUCGAACCCCGAACCAGCUGAAGAAUCAUCAUGCAGCUGUUAAAAACUUGCUCUCUAUCAAAAAUAUAUUCUAAUCUUAAUGCUUCAAGUCCCAAGCGGUCAGAUGUGACCGCGAUUACAAUAGAUGAUAAACUAUUGUGUCUGGUUUUUCCACAGUCAAGGUAUUAAGAGUUGCUUGCGACAUAAUAGUUGUGUUUUUUAUACAGGCAAAAGAGAAUGUAAAGCAGAUUUUAAUCUCAUAAUUUUAAGAACCAUUAAUAUCAAUAUCUCAAAGCUAAUCAAUACAAAAUAUUGUGUAAUCUGCUUGGCUACUAAGUAUUGUGUGUAAUGAGAUUGCAGCUCUUUUAAAUUUUAUAAACGAUAAUUUCUAAAAAAGAAUUAUUUUUUAAGAUGUGUAAGAAUGACAUGUAUUUUGGAAUAUUUUAAACAAACUGUCAGCAAAUUUUUGUAAUCACUAGUGUAUAUUAUUUUUACAGUAUUACAUUUGUACAACUUCAAUAGUAUUCCAGUUUGGUAUUGGUAUUAAUCGUCAGAGUUAACUUACUUA